Molecule: messenger RNA, 4099 nt
Organism: Triticum urartu
Lineage: Eukaryota; Viridiplantae; Streptophyta; Magnoliopsida; Poales; Poaceae
Product: peroxisomal membrane protein PEX14
Biological process (GO): protein import into peroxisome matrix, docking
Cellular component (GO): peroxisomal importomer complex; peroxisomal membrane
Molecular function (GO): signaling receptor binding
Source: RefSeq, a predicted model, not a curated record
UUUAUAUGCAUAGGGCUCUUUUCUGUAUUCUUUUCUCUCCAUAUUUUCAUCUGAAGAUAAAGCACGUGUGAAUAUACGUGACGCGCGUACUCUCCCCGGUCCUGCUAUUAUCCACUUCCGCCGCCGCCGCCGCCGCCGCCCGUCGUCGUCCUCGUCGUCGGCGAGAUCCCGCGCUUGAUGCGGCCGUGAAGCCACACCAAUGGCCGCGCAGCCGCCCAGCUCCUCGCCGCAAGAUGGUUCCGGCGGAGGCGGAUCCUCGGAAAAUCUGGUACUCCAAGCCCCACAAGCAGUGCGGGAGGAUUACGUGCAGAACGCCGUCAAUUUCCUCGCGCAUCCGAAGGUGAAGGGUUCACCGGUGUCCUACAGGUACUCUUUCCUGGAGAAGAAAGGGCUCACGAAGGAGGAAAUCGACGAGGCCUUCCGUCGGGUUCCUGAUCCGCCGACAAGCAGUACGGAUGCUGCGGCUGUUGGUUCGCAACAAGCAAGCAAUCCAAAUCAAUCUGCCGGGGUGCAGCCUUACGCAUCAGUUCAGUCGCCACAAGCACCAACUGUCUCUGUCGCCACUGGUCAUAUUGUCCCACAAACGCAGACACAAUUUAGCUGGUAUCAUACGCUCCUUGGUGCUGGUAUUUUCCUUGGAGUUGGAGCCAGUUCAGUUGUCGUCAUCAAGAAAUUGUUCCUGCCUAGGCUAAAAUCUUGGACCCGUAGAAUCGUUUCUGAAGGAGAUGAAAAUGCGGACAACGAACUGAAAUCCAAGCUUUAUGGUGAAAUUAAAGAGGCUAUGGAAGCUUCCUCAUCAGCCUUUUCUACUAUUGCUAAAACAAACCAAGAAUUACUGGCUUCAAAGGAAGAAGAUAAGAAGAUACUUGUAAAGUUAACAGAAGCAUUGGAUUCUCAGGCAGAGGUGUUGAAAUCCUUGAGCGAGACAUUACAUCAUACAAGGGAGAAUCGGUUUUCGCAGUACAAUAUGUUGGAAGAGCAUGCUCAACCUGGACCAUGGAAUGGGCCAACUACUAAUUCAUGGAGAACUUCCCAGCAAACCAAUAUGUACACAACGACGCCAAAUGGUGAUUUUGACUCAGGGAGGCAACCGUUCAUGCCGUUACCUGCAGAACCUACAUCGGGAUCAUUUCCAAGAUCUUAUGUUGAUCAGCGGGUGCCGAGGGCUGGGUACGGGUUCCAGCCGCAGAUGGGCUAUGACAGAUCGAACCCUGGCACUCGGGAGGGCUACUACGGUUCUCCUCCGUACUACUCCGGGGGCAGCAACGCCAUUGAUGCUCCAGCACCGGCACCAGCACCAGCUCCAGCACCGGUACCAGUACCAGCUCCAGCACCAGCAGCGGCACCAGUUGCACAGGAAAGCCCGUUCCAGCGCCACUGGGUUCCCCCACAGCCACCAGGGGUUGCCAUGGCGGAGGCCGCGGCCGCCAUUCGGCAGCCAAGGUCCCUUCCAAGACAAGAGCCACAGCCAGCAGCAGGCUCAGCCGAUGCUCCGAGAUCGGCAGACUCUGCCGUGAAUGAGCAGUUGGGCGGUCGAUCACCCGCCAUCACCGGUGACGAAUCACCUAGUAGCAGUGCUGCCAUGGGCACCAUGGCUGGCGCGGCCAACGGUGAGAAUGGAGAAGGGCCUGGAGCCGCCUGAUUUUGACGAGAGCAAUUCAUUCAAUUUUCUGUGUUGUUGUGUGCGGUUCGCAUAUCUAAUUAUCUAUACACUGUUAAUUAGGUAUUGGAAACUGUAUAUGAUGGUUGUAAUUAGCAGCGCGUGUAUAAGAAAAAAAAUUGGAUUAUGUACCUGUGCGAUUCACUUGACGGUACCAUGUAUACGGAAUCACUUAUAUUUUCUACCUGUAUGUAAAAUUACAAAUACCGAGCAUGUCAUAUCAACCAGCAGCUUGGAUAGUUAUGAUUAGUGAUGAAAUGAGCAUAUCCCCGUGUGUGUGCACCCUUAUUUGUUUGCUGGUAACUUCAGCUUUUCCGCGGUAGCUCUGGUUUUUAUGGUGAAUUGGAUAGUAACUUUCCAAGUGAACUGGUAGGUAUGUAGAAUUUAUGUUGAUAUGCAUGAAAACAAAUAGACGCUCCAAUUUUCGCUUGUGUUUAUAAGAUCCCUGCUUAUAUAUACUGCUCCAACUCCACCAGACUAGAUAUCGCGGUACAUCGUUUCACUUUGUUUUAACUUGUCAAGUAGCAUGCUCCUUUCCCUAAAAUACAAACCGGUCGGGUAGCGCCUAGCUUAGUAUGUCAUGUAUGGGAAAUCACACAAAGGGAAACGAUUUGCGAGGGGAUAGCAGAAGAGUUGAAGAAACAUGCGGGAACAGGAGGCUUCAGGAACAUGGGUCGAGCAGCUAUUCUGUAUGCUGGAUUAAGUUAAGCUUGAAGUUGCGGCUCCAUCUCAGAGUGAGAAACAUGUUGAACUUUUGUGGUUCCCAGAUGAGGUAGAGUACCAGAAAUGAAAUGCAGAUAUUUCAAUUUUAUAGGUUUGUCGGCAACUCGCGUCUGUUUAAAUCGCAGAGUCGAAGUAGGAACUGCUUAGCGCAGCCGACCUUUUCUUGCUAUCUUGAGCUUUCAAUGCGAAACAAAUCCAUGCUCUACCGACUUUCACUUGCAUUAAUAAUUCUUCCUCCCCUUAUACAUACCUCUGGAACUUCACUAGAGUAGACAUCCGGUUAAAUCAUUUCAUUUCUUUUAACUUGUCGGUAGGUUCACAUAGUAGUACAUGAUGCAGGGGACAAACACAUAAAUCAAGCAAAAUCUAUUUGCAAGAGAACUGAAGAGUUGAAAACACAUGUGACAACAGGAGACAUAAUGAGGAACAUGGCCGGACAUGGCUCGCGCUGUUGUUUCCGACACUGAAUGAACUUGAGUGCCUUUAUUAUUUUUUUGACAUGUAGCUAGAAGUUGUGUCUUCAUCCCACUGAUAGAUGCUGAAAUUACAUUUGUCGUGGGUCUGUUUUUUUUUGCUGCAGUGAUAGCUGUCUUGUUCUUGUUUUUUCCACUUGUUGUUCAUGCAAACUAGUGUCUUCCCCAUUCUGAAUGGAAGCUCUCCCCAUCGAAGGAAAAUGUUGGGAAGUUUAUGCAUACUUAGGUACUUACAAGUAAUUAAAAAGGUAAUCAAUGAGGUACACAUGGAUGGUUGCGGCAAAAUACUGAGAAAUCAAACUUGUGGGGUGACAAAUCAAAAUACUUACAUAAUCAAGUCUACCAAUAAAGCAGGAAGAGCUGGUCUUGGUGCAAAAUGGAUAGACGACUGAUGAAACUAGUUUCUUCUUUCUCCAUUGGAGAGCAAAACAAGGAAAACAAUUGUUAAGGUUUGUAGGAGGAGCAGAACUCGAGUCUGGCGCCUUAGACCACUCGGCCAUCCUGACUCGGUUUUCAGGUUGAAAGUAUUGGUUAUCUUUCAAGAGUUUACUUCGCCUUUUCCAUUUGAAGUUUUCCAAAGUACUAGAUUGGUAGGUCGCACGGUUCCUAUAAUGAGUUCUUUUAACAUCAAUAUAUUGGUAUUUAUGGCAAAUUGUGGAUUCUGAAAGACGACAUUAUUUGAAAACAUGUUGAGAGUGAACGCUCGACGAGGCAGUUUGUUUGUUCUUUUGCUAGUAACUUAGCAUGUCCGAACCGUGAAGUGAAGUAGAAACUGCUUAGCAUAGCCAACAUUUUCUCGGUAACUCGAGCUUUUAUGGCGAAUUGGCUAGUAUAUAGUUGCUUUCAAAGGGAACUGGCAGAUUGUUCAGUUUAUAUACUUUGAUUGAUGACAUACAUACUGAAUGCAGGCUCCAAAUUUCGCUUGUGUUACUUCACCAGAGUAGAUAUCACCAUACAUCGCUUCACUUUAUUUUAACUUAUCGGGCAGCACCUUCCCCUUAAAAACCUUGUUGGGUACCCCCAUAGCUCAGCAUAUAUACAACGUAGAGGCAACCACAUAAGCAAAAGAAAACUGAUUUGCGAGGGGAGAGCGGAAGAGUUGAAAAAAAAAGGCUUCAGCAACGUGGGUAGAACAAGUAUUCCUCACUGUGCUGAAUGGAUUUAAGCUACAGGAGGCUUCAUCCAAGAGAGGAACAUAUGUUGAAAUCACUCACUUUGGUCAGCUCAAAAAGAAAAGAAAAGA